This is a messenger RNA of Propithecus coquereli (Coquerel's sifaka), 2523 nucleotides long. It is a transcript of the gene RNF20, whose product is annotated as ring finger protein 20, E3 ubiquitin protein ligase. Gene Ontology annotation, cellular component: nucleus; HULC complex. The record is from RefSeq and is a predicted model, not a curated record. Gene Ontology annotation, molecular function: ubiquitin protein ligase activity; metal ion binding. Lineage: Eukaryota; Metazoa; Chordata; Mammalia; Primates; Indriidae. The transcript has 17 exons. Bases 76 to 2523 code for a protein of 815 amino acids.
UCUUCCCCGCGGGUCAGGGGUGAGAAGCAACACGGCUGCGCUGGCCUUGGAAAACAGCUAUCAUCUUAUGCCAAGAUGUCAGGAAUUGGAAAUAAAAGAGCAGCGGGAGAGCCGGGCACGUCCAUGCCUCCGGAGAAGAAGACAGCUGUUGAAGAUUCAGGGACCACAGUGGAAACAAUUAAGCUAGGGGGUGUCUCUUCAAUGGAGGAGUUAGACAUUCGAACACUGCAAACCAAAAAUCGCAAACUGGCAGAAAUGCUAGAUCAACGGCAGGCCAUUGAAGAUGAACUCCGUGAGCACAUUGAAAAACUGGAAAGACGACAGGCCACUGAUGAUGCCUCACUAUUGAUUGUCAACCGGUACUGGAGUCAGUUCGAUGAAAACAUCCGUAUCAUCCUUAAACGUUAUGAUCUGGAGCAGGGUUUGGGAGACCUGCUAACUGAAAGAAAAGCCCUGGUUGUGCCUGAACCAGAGCCAGACUCUGAUAGCAAUCAGGAACGUAAAGAUGACCGAGAGAGAGGGGAAGGGCAAGAGCCAGCUUUCUCUUUCCUUGCUACUUUGGCCAGCAGUUCCAGUGAAGAGAUGGAAUCUCAGCUGCAGGAGCGUGUGGAGUCCUCCCGCCGAGCCGUAUCCCAGAUUGUGACUGUCUAUGAUAAAUUGCAAGAAAAAGUGGAGCUCUUAUCCCGGAAGUUAAAUAGUGGAGAUAAUCUGAUAGUGGAGGAAGCAGUGCAGGAGCUGAAUUCCUUCCUUGCUCAAGAGAAUAUGCGGCUACAGGAAUUGACAGACCUCCUUCAGGAGAAGCAUCGCACCAUGUCUCAGGAGUUCUCCAAGUUGCAGAGUAAAGUGGAGACAGCUGAGUCACGAGUAUCUGUCCUGGAGUCCAUGAUUGAUGACCUGCAGUGGGAUAUUGACAAAAUUCGAAAGAGGGAACAGCGACUUAACCGACACUUAGCAGAAGUCCUAGAACGGGUGAAUUCAAAAGGUUAUAAGGUAUAUGGCGCAGGGAGCAGUCUCUAUGGCGGCACAAUCACUAUCAAUGCCCGGAAGUUUGAGGAAAUGAAUGCGGAGCUUGAGGAGAACAAAGAAUUGGCCCAGAAUCGUCUCUGUGAGCUGGAGAAACUUCGGCAGGACUUUGAGGAAGUCAGUACACAAAAUGAAAAGCUGAAGGUGGAAUUGCGGAGUGCAGUGGAGGAAGUGGUUAAGGAAACUCCAGAAUAUCGCUGCAUGCAAUCACAGUUCUCUGUCCUAUACAAUGAGAGCCUACAAUUGAAAGCACACUUGGACGAGGCUCGGACUCUGCUUCAUGGCACCAGGGGAACCCAUCAGCGCCAGGUUGAGCUCAUUGAGCGAGAUGAGGUUAGUCUUCAUAAGAAGCUGAGGACUGAAGUGAUCCAGCUAGAAGAUACGCUGGCCCAGGUCCGCAAGGAGUAUGAGAUGCUGAGGAUAGAAUUUGAGCAGACCCUUGCUGCCAAUGAACAAGCAGGCCCUAUAAACCGGGAGAUGCGCCACCUCAUCAGUAGCCUCCAGAAUCACAACCACCAGCUGAAAGGGGAGGUCCUCAGGUAUAAGCGGAAACUGAGAGAAGCCCAGUCUGACCUGAACAAGACACGUCUGCGUAGUGGCAGUGCCCUCCUGCAGUCUCAGUCUAGUACUGAGGACGCUAAGGACGAGCCUGCAGAACUAAAACAAGAUUCUGAGGACUUAUCCACCCAGUCCUCAGCAUCGAAGGCAUCUCAGGAGGAUGCCAAUGAAAUUAAGUCCAAACGAGAUGAAGAAGAACGAGAGCGAGAAAGGAGGGAGAAAGAGAGGGAGCGAGAAAGAGAACGGGAGAAGGAAAAGGAGAGAGAACGAGAGAAGCAGAAACUAAAAGAAUCAGAAAAAGAGAGAGAUUCUGCUAAGGAUAAAGAGAAAGGCAAACAUGAUGAUGGAAGGAAAAAGGAAGCAGAAAUUAUCAAACAAUUAAAGAUUGAACUCAAGAAGGCACAAGAGAGUCAAAAGGAGAUGAAACUGUUGCUAGAUAUGUACCGCUCUGCCCCAAAGGAACAGAGGGACAAAGUUCAGCUAAUGGCAGCUGAGAAGAAGUCUAAGGCAGAGUUGGAAGAUCUAAGACAAAGACUCAAGGAUCUAGAAGAUAAGGAGAAAAAAGAGAACAAGAAAAUGGCUGAUGAAGAUGCCUUGAGGAAGAUCCGAGCAGUAGAGGAGCAGAUAGAAUACCUCCAGAAGAAGCUGGCCAUGGCCAAGCAGGAGGACAUCUCUAGACUUCGAAGGAAGCUGGAGACCACUAAGAAACCAGACAAUGUACCCAAAUGUGAUGAGAUUCUGAUGGAAGAAAUUAAGGAUUACAAGGCACGCCUUACCUGUCCAUGCUGUAACAUGCGUAAAAAGGAUGCUGUACUUACCAAGUGUUUUCAUGUUUUCUGCUUUGAGUGUGUGAAGACACGCUAUGACACCCGCCAGCGCAAAUGUCCCAAGUGUAAUGCUGCUUUUGGUGCCAAUGAUUUUCAUCGCAUCUACAUCGGUUGA